AAGCGGCUAAGAAAAUGGAUGGAUUAUAUAAUGUGUAAUAUGUGAAUUAUUUUUCCAUUUCUUCUCACUAACUUCUUGAUUUUUAUUUGAAAAUUACACGCGCACAGGCACAGUGUGUCAAAACUAAGCACUAGGACCCCGCGGGCUCCUCAGUGCACAUGGCUCAACGUCGUCCGCCCGCUGUGUUUGCGGUCUGCCGGCGAGUCGUCCGCUCCUCUCCUCUUCUCUCCUCUCGUCUUCUCUCCUCUCGUCUUUCAUUCUCCGUUCCAGCUGUCAUGUCUUCAGCGCUCAGGCAACACUCCCCAAGGGAUACGCGAAGCUAGCACAUGUUUCCCCUAGCUUCAGACUUGUGCGUGGCGGAGUCGGGAAAACUUUCCCCCUCCGCUUCUCGUUGACAGCUUCGCGUUUUUUUGGGGGGAGGCUGCCUGGUUAAAGAAGCCUUUAACCUUCCCGCUUUCUACUUUUUUUUUUUUUUUUUUUUACCUUGGGACGCUUCCCCAAUCUCGCUUUGUGUGUGUUUGUGUGUGGGCUCGAGUCACAAGUGGAGGGUUCCCAUCCGUUUUUCACCAUGAGAAUCUGGCGGCGGAGGAGGAACUCUGGCUUGCUCGUCUUCGCUGUCAUAUGGUGCCUGACCCCGGCUAUCGCGAACACUGACACCGCGAUUUACAAUACGCUGGAGGGAAGUGCCUCUGCCAAGGUCGAGCAGCCAGCUCAAGAAGAACGCUACGGGACCACCGUACCACUGUUGCUUACUGGCCGACACAGCAGACCCCUCAGCCAACAUGAACCGGGGAGUUAUCCGGCGUCCCUGCGGCUGCUGAUCCGAGCUGAAGGUGAACAGCUCGUCCUGCUGCUCGAGAAAAACGAGCGUCUUUUCGCCAGCCAUUACACAGAGACGCACUACCGCGACGAUGGACGUGUUGUCAGCGGUCCGCGCAACUCGACGAAGAACUGCUACUAUCACGGGGAGGUACAGGCACAUCCCAACUCUGACGUGACCCUGAGCACCUGUUCAGGCCUUCGAGGCUUCAUCGUGCUCGAAAACAAGUCCUUCGUCAUCGAGCCGGCGUCCGGCAAAGGCCCGGACGUCCACAUCAUCUACCGUGCGGAGGAACUGCGUCUGACUUCAGGGGACUGCGGUCACGGCUUCAACGUGUCCUCCGUGACCCUGGAAAACUAUUUAAAAACCCCCGGCCAGGCCUUCCACAUGAGGCACAAAAGGGACGCACAGAAAACCACCAAAUACGUGGAGCUGAUCAUCGUUGCAGACAACCGAGAGUUUCAAAAACAGGGGAGUGAUGUGGAGAGGGUGAAACAAAGACUUGCAGAAAUCGCGAAUUAUGUGGACAAGUUUUACCGAGCGCUGAACAUACGUGUGGCCUUGGUGGGUCUGGAGGUGUGGAGCGACCACGACAAAUGUCCCGUCACGCAGGAUCCCUUCACCACUCUUCACGAAUUCCUAGACUGGCGCAAAGUCAAACUCCUUCCCCAGAAACCUCACGACAAUGCUCAGCUCAUAAGCGGGGUCUACUUCCAGGGCACCACCAUCGGCAUGGCGCCCAUCAUGAGCAUGUGCACGGCCGAGCAGUCGGGAGGCAUCGUCAUGGAUCACUCAGAGAACCCGUUGGGUGCGGCCGUGACUUUGGCUCACGAGCUGGGCCACAAUUUCGGCAUGAAUCACGACACGCCGGAGCGCGGCUGCGGCUGCAGGAUGACGGUGGACCGGGGAGGCUGCAUCAUGACUCCGUCCACGGGAUAUCCGUUCCCCACCGUGUUCAGCACGUGCAGCAAGAAGGACCUCGCAGCCAGUCUGGAGAAAGGCGUGGGCAUGUGUUUGUACAACAUGCCAGAGGUCAAAGUGCUCUACGGGGGCCAGAAGUGCGGCAACGGCUACGUGGAGGAAGGGGAGGAGUGUGACUGCGGAGAGCUCGAGGAAUGUUUGAAUCCGUGCUGCAAUGCCACCACGUGCACGCUGAAAGGCGACGCCGUCUGCGCCCACGGGCAGUGCUGCGAAGACUGCCAGCUCAAACCAGCAGGCACCAUGUGUCGCGCAUCUGGCAACUCCUGCGACCUGCCCGAGUUCUGCACCGGCGCCAACCCUCACUGCCCGGCCAACGUUUAUCUCCACGACGGCCACGCCUGCCACGUCGUGGAGGGCUACUGCUACAACGGCAUCUGUCAGACGCACGAGCAGCAGUGCAUCACCCUGUGGGGUCCAGGAGCCAAACCAGCCCCGGGGAUCUGCUUUGAGCGAGUCAACUCCGCUGGGGAUCCUUACGGGAACUGUGGGAAGGAUUCCAAAGGUUCCUUUGCCAAAUGCGAUGCAAGGGAUGCAAAGUGCGGUAAAAUCCAGUGCCAGGGCGGCGCCAACCGGCCGGUGAUCGGCACCAACGCCGUUUCCAUCGAAACCAACAUCCCGCUCCAGGAGGGGGGUCGCAUCCUAUGCCGGGGGACGCAUGUUUACCUGGGAGACGACAUGCCAGAUCCGGGUCUUGUUCUGGCCGGCACCAAAUGUGGAGACGGGAGGGUGUGUCUGAAUCGCCAGUGCCAGAACGUCAGCGUCUUCGGCGUGCACGAGUGCUCGGGAAAGUGCAACGGACGUGGGGUGUGCAACAACAACAAGAACUGCCACUGCGAAGCGCACUGGGCACCCCCAUUCUGCGAAGGGGCCGGCUUCGGAGGAAGCAUCGACAGCGGACCCACAAGAUUGGCAGCCGACGGCGUCCUGCUCACCGUGGCCGUCCUGGUGGCCGCGAGCGGCCUGCUGCUGGCCAGCGGCCUCGUCUUCCUCAAGAGGAAGACGCUGCUGCGACUGGUCUUCACCCACAGGAAGAGCACCUUGGAGAAGCUCAGAGCCAUCGAGGCCAAGAGGCCCACCAGCCCGUCCAGAACGCAGUCCAUGUGCAGACCAUUACCGCAACGCAAACCUCCUCCCAAAGCCUCCGGAGCCAGCAUUUACAAGCCGUCCCCCCUGAGUGCCGAGCCCCUGCUCCCGCCGCACAAGUUCCACUCGCACAGUUUGCGCCGCCUGCCGCUCUACCAGCCCCUGCACAUCAGCCAGCCCAUGCCGGCAUCGCUCAGCGUGGGCCGGCCCACCCUCCCACCUGUGCCCGCCCGACACAGGCUGCCGCCAUCCCAGCACCGCGACGGCCCUCCGUCGCCGCCCGGCGUGCCGCCUUUCCUCAGCCUGCCUCGCCAGCCCGCAUCCUAUCGACUGGGCCAGGACUUCGACAAGCCCAGCCCGCCCCAGAAGCCGCUCCCCGCCGACCCGCUGGGCCGAAAAGCUCGCCUGGGGCUUCCUGCCCCCGGGAGAGGACCCCUCCCCAUCCCGAUCCCCACUGUGCCCAAGCCGCCGCCCGCCAUCCCCUUACCCAGCAGACCCGCACCCGUGUUGCCCUACAGACCACCAAAGACCCCCAAAGACUGCUGAGCACAUUUCCCAGACUGAGGGAGUCUCUCGCUCUUUUUUUUUUUUUUUUUUUUUUAAUUUUAAAAUUUGCACUAAUUCAUCACCGAGGCUCAGCUGGACUGGUCGUCUGGCCACCAAGUACGAAAAAGAGCGGCGGAUCGUUUGCUUGUGACACUUUUUUGGGACAUUUGAAAGCAAAAAUCAAAAACAAAAAAAGACGCCGGAGUCACGUCGGUGGUGCUUUCUUACUUAAAGGUGCUCUAUCUUGUCCUCGCUCAGGUACCAACGGACUAUUUAUUAUUUUAUUUGUGCGCAAAAACCAGGAAGGUUGGACGUUUAUGUAGAAGUUGUUUUAUACAUUUAGGAAGCAAAAUGUCAUGUUUUGUUACAUCAAGAUGCAACGACAAAAGGGAACCAAGGGAGUGACGUGAACAAAAUCUGUUGGUUCUGUGCAAAAAAAAAAAACAACAAAAAAACAUGCCAAAUCAUGGACUGGUUGCUUUUAAAAAAAAAAAAAAAGAUGAAGAUAUUGGAUCAUCUACAUGGUGAAUUUAUUUUUAGGCACAAACUUACAAACACAUAAAGCCACGGAUUAUUUUUGGCAUUUACAGCCAAGCGUGAUGAUGUCAUCGGCACAUUUUUUUUUCUGCCCAGCAAAAUGUUCUUUUUUGUGUGUGUGUGUGUGUG
Molecule: messenger RNA, 4096 nt
Organism: Syngnathoides biaculeatus (alligator pipefish)
Lineage: Eukaryota; Metazoa; Chordata; Actinopteri; Syngnathiformes; Syngnathidae
Gene: adam12b
Product: ADAM metallopeptidase domain 12b
Exons: 23
Coding region: 569-3430 (953 amino acids)
Biological process (GO): proteolysis
Molecular function (GO): metalloendopeptidase activity
Source: RefSeq, a predicted model, not a curated record